AGCAGCGCUCGGUGCUCUCUUGGCAGAAAGUCCUGGAGCUGAAGGAGGAUUUGAAGCCGGUCCCCGCUGCCCCUGCGGAGCAGCAGCCUCGCCCAGAGGAACUAAACUAUUCUUGUAGUGUCCCAUAGAAUUUCCCAGUCUUCUUCCUCUGGUUCUGAGUCUGCUCCUCCGCGUGGCACCUUGGAGUUUCUAGCUGGCACCAUUACCUCCAACGAGUGGAGUUCUCCCACCUCCCCUGAGGGGAGCAACGACUCGGGGGGCAGCGAGGCCUUGGACAAACCCAUCGACAAUGACGCCGAGGGCGUGUGGAGUCCGGACAUCGAGCAGAGCUUCCAGGAAGCGCUAGCCAUCUACCCGCCAUGCGGCCGGCGCAAGAUUAUCUUGUCAGACGAAGGCAAGAUGUAUGGCCGAAAUGAGUUGAUUGCCCGCUAUAUUAAGCUGAGAACAGGGAAAACACGCACAAGGAAACAGGUAUCUAGUCACAUCCAGGUCCUGGCAAGGCGGAAAGCUAGAGAGAUCCAAGCCAAGCUCAAGGAUCAGGCAGCUAAAGAUAAAGCCAUGCAGAGUAUGGCUACAAUGUCAUCUGCCCAGAUUAUCUCUGCAACUGCCUUCCAUAGUAAAAUGGCCUUGCCUGGUCUCCCACGACCAGCCUACCCUGCUGUUUCUGGGUUUUGGCAAGGACCAUUGCCAGGCCAAGCUGGAUCUUCCCAGGACGUGAAACCUUUCUCUCAACAACCUUAUGCUGUACAGCCUCCGCUUCCAAUACCAGGGUUUGAGUCUCCUACUGGCCUCUCACCUUCCCCAUCAGCACCAGCUUGGCAAGGACGAAGGGUUGCUAGCUCCAAACUUUGGAUGUUAGAGUUCUCUGCAUUCUUGGAACAACAACAAGACCAAGACACGUAUAACAAACACCUGUUUGUGCACAUUGGGCAGUCAAGCCCCAGCUACAAUGACCCCUACCUCGAGGCAGUGGAUAUCCGGCAGAUCUAUGACAAGUUCCCUGAGAAGAAAGGGGGCCUGAAGGAGCUCUUUGAAAGGGGGCCAGCUAAUGCCUUCUUCCUUGUCAAAUUCUGGGCUGAUUUGAAUACCAAUAUUGAAGAUGAAUCCAGAUCUUUCUAUGGUGUUUCCAGCCAGUAUGAAAGUCCAGAAAACAUGGUCAUCACCUGUUCCACCAAAGUAUGUUCCUUUGGAAAGCAGGUGGUAGAGAAAGUAGAGACAGAGUAUGCACGCUACGAAAACGGACACUAUUCCUACCGCAUCCACCGCUCCCCUCUCUGCGAAUACAUGAUCAACUUCAUCCAUAAACUCAAGCACCUUCCCGAGAAGUACAUGAUGAACAGUGUGCUGGAGAACUUCACUAUCUUACAGUGCAUGCUGCAGAAACUAGGACAGCACUUCUUCACCAUGCUGCUGACAGAGUCACGUUGUAGAGAUGCUAAGGGUCCUGAGGGGCCGUAGAAAAUAAAAUGGGAGAAAAGAAGCAGCUUCUGUAGGAAUGCGUGAGUGUAGCAGCCAUCCUUCUCCCAACACCUUCAGUGUACGGAAUGGGAAGUGUAAUGGAGUCAAAUCUGUAAGUCUCCUGUAAAAGGUGCUAUACUCUAUAAUCCUCGUGUUCUGUGUCUACCAUUGACAAGUAGGAGCAGAUAAAGGAAAACAACUGUCUGUGGUUGUGAUAUAUCAAUGUAUGUGUGAACAGGAGUGGGUGUGCCACAGGGGAGGGCCUCUCUCUCAAAAAACAGAGCAAAAAGAGCUUUUUUUUCUGAAACACUUUCCCUCUGCUGAAAUCUGCAACACCAGGGGUGGGAAGUAGAGAACCUGGUGGACUUGCUUCCACUGAUGUGAUCACUGCUUGGUCACAGUGGACUUUUCCUCACAGUGGACUCUGCUCACCUCCCUGUCUCUGCUGCACUGUAGUUCUGAGGCUGCAGAAGUGCUUUGGUGGUGUGGGCCAAGUUGUGUAUCAAUCCUGCACUUCUCUGUUCUUUGUCUAUUACUGACUUUCUACUUUAUGUUAAAUGUGUUGGAAUAUGUAAGCAGAGAAAUAGCAGUUGCCAUUUCA
Cyanistes caeruleus (blue tit) is the source of this 2059-nucleotide messenger RNA. The record is from RefSeq and is a predicted model, not a curated record. NCBI's taxonomy places the organism in Eukaryota, Metazoa, Chordata, Aves, Passeriformes, Paridae.